This is a messenger RNA of Helicoverpa armigera (cotton bollworm), 2417 nucleotides long. It is a transcript of the gene cactin, whose product is annotated as splicing factor Cactin. Gene Ontology annotation, biological process: mRNA cis splicing, via spliceosome. NCBI's taxonomy places the organism in Eukaryota, Metazoa, Arthropoda, Insecta, Lepidoptera, Noctuidae. Gene Ontology annotation, molecular function: protein binding. Bases 288 to 2312 code for a protein of 674 amino acids. The transcript has 10 exons. The record is from RefSeq and is a predicted model, not a curated record. Gene Ontology annotation, cellular component: spliceosomal complex; cytoplasm.
AGUGUCCAGUGUCACUCAGAAAAUGACAGUUAUUGUCCUGUUUGUUGCAUCCUGUUGUGUCGUAUCAUUAAGCUUGAUUUUACAAAAAAUAGCCAAACUCUAUUUAAAAGCUUCUUUUACAAUAGUGUUGUAAAUUAAUCAUCAUUGAUCAACGAUCAGUGAUCUGCUAGUCUUAUAAGUACAUAAUAUCAUUAUCUUACAAAAAAUAUUUAAUAUUUUGCAAGUUUAGGUCAUCGCGUGACGAGAUAAGACGGCGAGAUCGCUCAUCGAGUAAGACAGAACAUCGUAUGGACCGCAAACACAGGAGUGACGACAGAUCGAGGCCUCAUUCUCCCCAUACAUCUAAGGACAGGUCUAUUAGUAGAGAAAGAAAAGACUCAAAGCGAAAAAAAAGUAGAAAAAAGAAAAAACAUUCAUCUAGCAGUAGGUCAAGCAGUGAUAGUGAUGAAGAGGAGCUUAAGUUGUUACAAAGACUUGAGGCAGAGCGCCUCAGGCUCAAGGAGGAGAAAAAGAAGCAGAAGGAAAAAUUGAAAGCUAAUGAGACACCUGAAGAAAAGAGGGCUCGGCGCCUGAGAGAGAAGCAAGAGAAGGAGCGUAAGCGUCGUGAGCGCAUGGGCUGGGACAAUGAGUAUCAGUGCUACACCAACCAGGACAAUCCCUUUGGUGACUCUGCACUGACCAACACAUUUGUCUGGACAAAGAAACUUGCCAAGGAAGGUGUCAAGACUGUGUCUCGAGAUGAACUCGAAGCUCUCAAUCGACAAAAGCAAUUGGAGAACAAAAUAGAGUUGGAAAAGGUGAAGCAGCGGCGGCUGGAGCGCGAGGCGGAGCGCGCGGCGCGCGAGGCGGAGGCGGCGGGCGCGGCGCGCGCGCGCGAGGCGCUGCAGUUCCACGCCUGGGCGCGCCAGGAGGACGCCUUCCACCUGCACCAGGCGCGCCUGCGCUCGCAGAUCCGCAUCCGCGACGGCCGCGCCAAACCCAUCGACCUGCUAGCGUGGUACGUGAGCUCGGAGGAGUGCGUGGACGCGCUGGAGAUGCACGAGCCCUACACCUACCUCAACGGGCUGCAGGCACAGGACUUGGAGGACCUACUUGAAGAUAUCAAGGUGUACAAGGAGCUGGAGAACAACGCGAACCAGGCGUACUGGCAGGACGUGCAGACCAUCGUGCUGGCCGAGCUGGGCAAGCUGCGGCGGCUGGCGGCGCCCGACGCGCGGCGCGACGGCGUGCACCAGGCCGUGGCCGACGACGUCACGCAGGUGUUCCGCGGCAAGAGCGGCGCGCAGCUGCAGGCGCUGCAGGCGCAGAUCGAGCGCAAGAUCAGCGGCCGCCGCGACGGCGUCGACGUCGGCUACUGGGAGAGCCUGCUCAGCCAGCUCAAGGCGCACAUGUCCCGCGCGCGUCUGCGCGACCGCCACCAGACCAACCUGCGCCGCAAGCUGCAGCUGCUCAAGCAGGAGCAGGGCGUGGCCGCCGCCUCCACCUCCGCCUCCGCGCCCGACCUCAAGCGCGAGCCCGAUGAGCCGCACAGCCCCGUAGCGGCGGCGAGCCCCGUGGCGUCGACGUCGGCGGCGGGCGAGGCGGCGGACGAGGCGGCAGACUCAGCGGCGGAGUCGGCGGCGGAGUCGUCGGGGUCGGAGCGCGGCGCCAGCGUGGCGCUGUACCGCGCGGGGCGCUACUCGCCGGCGCCGCUGUCGCCGCGCGCGCUGGAGCCGGGCACGCUGCUGACGGAGGCGGCGCUGGACGCGCAGCGCCUGGCGUACCUGCGCGCGCGGCAGGCGGGGCAGGCGGGGGCUGCGGCGGCGGCGGGCCCGGCGCUGGGGCCGGCGCCGGGGGACGCGGCGCUGGAGCGCGAGGCGCGGCGGGCGAUGGGCGCGGCGCCGGACGAGGCGCAGUUCAGCGUGGAGCACGCGCUGCCCGACCAGCCCUGUCUGUGGGCCGACAAGUACCGCCCCAGGAAGCCCAGAUAUUUCAACCGGGUGCACACGGGCUUCGAGUGGAACAAGUACAACCAGACGCACUACGACAUGGACAACCCGCCGCCCAAGAUCGUGCAGGGCUACAAGUUCAACAUCUUCUACCCCGACCUCAUCGACAAGAACGCCACGCCCGAGUUCUCCCUGAAAGCAUGCCCAGAGAACCCAGACUUUGCAGUGCUGCGUUUCCACGCGGGCCCUCCAUACGAAGACAUCGCGUUCAAGAUCGUGAACCGCGAGUGGGAGUACUCGUACAAGCGCGGCUUCCGCUGCCACUUCCACAACAACAUCUUCCAGCUGUGGUUCCACUUCAAGCGCUACCGGUACCGCCGCUAGACCUGCACCGUGUCACGGCCUCGCCCAUCUAUUUCUCAUGUAAAUGUCGAUUACUUCUACUAACUAGCCAAUGAGUAAGCGGAAUAAACAACCAUGCUCCCGCAA